Molecule: messenger RNA, 3093 nt
Organism: Glycine soja
Lineage: Eukaryota; Viridiplantae; Streptophyta; Magnoliopsida; Fabales; Fabaceae
Exons: 4
Coding region: 213-2465 (750 amino acids)
Source: RefSeq, a predicted model, not a curated record
CCGUUUUAUGCUUCAAGGAUCCGCUUUUCUCGCUUCUUCCCUUGCAGAUCCUACAAAGUUUUUUCCUACCCUCUCUCUCUCUCUCUCUCUCUCUCGGAGGCCACUGCUUAUUGUGUCAUUUUCAUUCUGAUUUCACCACUUAUUUGACAACCCUUUUUCCAUUUCAUUUUUCUUGUUUUUAAAGUUGAGCAAAAGGCAUAGGCUUACCAAUUAUGGGCAAGGAGUGGUAUUUUGCUGGAAGAUCAUCUAAGAGAGGUGUAGGAGGAGGUGCUGAGGCUGAAACACAAGCCCCUUCUGGUUGCAUGUGUGCUGUUUUUCAGUUCUUUGAUUUCCAUCCUUUUCACUUUCCCAACAUAAACCAACAACACCAACAAGAUCAACAAGCCUCUUUUAAGCCACCCUCAUGCACCUCAGAAGACCACACCACAGUCUCAAAAGGUGCUGAAGCACCUAGGAACAGCUUAGAGGCAGAGGAUGGUGAUGGUACAGUUUCAUCUCUCUCAUCAAAAGAAGAUGAUUUUAAAAUUCCUAAGAAUAUUAUACAAAUUAAGACAAGUGGAGCCACAAGAACAAGUGGUGGAAAUUUGAAUGACUUGUCCUCAGAACUCACCAGCUCUCCAGGGACAAAGACACCAACUUUAGUGGCAAGGUUAAUGGGUUUGGAUCUUCUUCCAGGUGCAAACUCACCCUCUUUUUCUUCUUCAUGUCUUUCAACUCCAAACACACAAGACAAUGUGCCACAUCUUCACCACCACCUGAGGCACAAGCAACAUGUCCAAACCAAGCACAGGAACAGCGUAGAUAGUAGUGACAUUUCAGCCACAAGAUCUUUGCCUGAGACACCAAGAAUCUCCUCAGCAAGAAGAUCAGAUGUUGAUCAUCACCACAGACUCUCACUCCAAAUCAUAAAGGAAAACAUGAACCUUGGUGAGGAUUUGGAGCUCCCUAGGCUCUCAUUUUCCAAAAGGAAGAGUGAUGAGAACAAUGGCAGGAGUCCAAGCCACUAUGCCAGGCAAAUUGUCAAACAGGCUAAGGAAAGUGUGAGCAGAAAAGUUGGGCAAGACAUCACCAACACAACUCUCAAAGCAAGAGAAGAAAAUGCAGGCCAAUUCAGAAGCAAAAAGUCUCCCAAAACAUCAUCACUGAAAGCAAUUGAUGAAACUGAAACCAGCCCAAAUAAACACUCAAACCAAUCUUCCUACUCCCCAAGGCUUAGAUUCAUUGACAAACACAAACCAAGCACAACAACAACAUCAACAGCACCAUCACCACUCACCCCAAAAGAUCAAAACAUGCUGAAACUACCACCACCUCCUUCUCCAGUUAACACUCACCAACCUCAGCUUCCAAGAGUUUUAACAAAACCAAAGCUUCAAGCAGUGGUGCCAGAACAGAAAGAGUUUCAUCAGAACAACAAAUCUGUUCCAAAAUGCAAAAAGGCUACCAAUGAAAAAAAGUUCAACUCAAGGCUCAUCAAAAGGCCUCCACAGACAUCAGACAUCAUCAGAAACAAGCAAGAAGAACCAUUCAUCAUUCGUCCCACAUCGCCUACUAGAGCCAGUGACAUCAAAAACACCAAAAGCAAGAAAAAUCAUCCAUUGUCAAGCAAUCUCCUCAACAACAUCAGCAAUGUACCAAAUCUUCUACCUGUCAAGACAGACCCUUCUCCUUCGGCAACCAAAAUUCCUUCCAAACAGUCACAGGUCUGUGAUAGUCGUCAUCAAGAGUCCAAAAGCAGUUCACAGUUAUCUAGUUGUGCGCGCCAGAGGUACAAACAAGAAGAAACAACAACCACACUACUCGCUACCCGAGAUAACAACGGUGCCUUCUUCUCCUCCUCCACCGUCACCCACCCUCCCACCCCACAAGAGCUUCAGUACAUCACAGCAAUCCUUGCACGUACCACUGCCCUAAACUCACAGGGUACCCCCACUACAGUUUCCUUAAACCAGCCCCUCGACCCAUCAAUCUUCCACCACCUCGAACACCCCGCCGGCGACAAAGAUCGCAACUUUGCCCCGAAAGACCAACUGGGUCACCGUUGGAAUCGGAGAUUACUGUUCGAUUUGGUUGACGAGGUUCUGAGGGAGAUUCUGGAGUCUCAAGAGGGAGAGAGAGAAAAGAGGCUUUGGUUUUUGAAGGGUGGUAUUUGUAACCAAAGAGGGAGGAGCGUUGAAGGGUUGGUGAAGAGGGUGUGGAAGAGGGUUGAGGAGUUCCCACGUGCCAAGUGUGAGGUGUUGGAGGACAUUGAUGAGUUGAUUGACCUGCAGAGAGAGAAAGAUGGUGAGAGAAUGGAAGAAGAAGGGGAAGAACUGGUUGCAGAGAUUGAAGGGAACAUAUGGGACACGUUAGUCCAUGAAACGGUUAUAGUUAUGGAUUGUUGGGAAAAUGCUAAAAAAGAAAAAUUAUUACUAUAUGAUGAUUCCAAAAUAUCAUCACAUGUUUGCAGUCUCAGUCAAUUUUAACAUGAUGCAUAAUUGAGUUUUUGAUUUAUGAAAAAAAAAUAAUAAGAAAAAUCAAUUAUGUGUUAAAAUUAAUUGUGAUUAUGAAUGUGGGACUGUGGGGGUGAUUUUGAAUUACUAUUGCUAUACAAUAAUUUCUUGUGGGAAGUGGGGUCUAUGUUUGUGCUUGAACUAAGGACGGCGUCGUUUAGUAAGGGAGGGUGUCACGUGACAUUGUUGUGAGGGGUCGGUGGGGACCACGUGCAUGGGGUUUGAAGUUAAUUUGAACCCUUCGAUUGUAGGGUCACACGAAGAAUUUGACCUCUCGACAAGACUGUUCUUCUAUUCAUUGGUCAUUAAAAGACAAAAUUUGACAGAGAAAUCCGCGCCCCAGUUACCCCUUCUCUCUCACUUCUAUUCAAUUCAAGUGAAGUACAUAUUUAGUAUAUUAUUUUUCUUUGAAUUUGUAUUGGUGUUUAAUUGUGUUUGUAAUGAGUUAGAGUUAGAGUUAGAGUUAGAGUUAGCAACUUGGAUAGUUUCACAAAGAGUUUUUUAUUCUAGAUUCCCACCAAAAUAAAUUUGGGAAGAUUGUUGAGAGAAUAUUUAAUUAGAGAAAUUGAUGGUUAUAAAUUAGAGAAUAUUUAUUUUGAUA